Thlaspi arvense is the source of this 1536-nucleotide messenger RNA. NCBI's taxonomy places the organism in Eukaryota, Viridiplantae, Streptophyta, Magnoliopsida, Brassicales, Brassicaceae. The record is from the annotation of a GenBank genome assembly.
AAAAUUUAAAAAACAAUGAAAGAUGAGGCAAAGCCUUGGUUAUAAAAAGGAGAAACUAAGAUCCAUCAAAUAAUCAUCUUCAACAUUACACACACAAACACACACAUAGUCUUCUGGUCUGUAAAGUACCGUGAAGGAGAAGAAAGAGAUAAAGAAAGAAAAAAAAUGGGAAUCCUUUUUGAAGAAACCUUAAGCUCCAAGCCCAAUACCCAAAUUGUUAUUGAUGAUGAUAAUGAGUUGGGUUUGAUGGCCGUGAGAAUAGCCAAUGCUGCCGCUUUUCCAAUGGUUCUCAAAGCUGCCCUCGAGCUCGGUGUCUUCGACACUCUCCACGCAGCCUCUGUGUUCCUCUCACCUUCCGAGAUAGCGAGUCGGCUACCAACCACACCUCGCAACCCUGGCGCGCCGGUUUUGUUAGACCGCAUGCUUCGUCUACUCGCUAGCUACUCCAUGGUCAAGUGCGGUACGGUCCAAGCCGGCAAGGGCGAGAGAGUCUACAAAGCCGAGCCGAUUUGCAGGUUUUUCUUGAAGGAUAAUAUUCAAGAUAUUGGAUCCUUAGCUUCUCAAGUGAUUGUCAAUUUCGACAGUGUCUUCCUCAACACAUGGGCGCAAUUGAAAGAUGUGGUGCUAGAAGGAGGAGAUGCGUUUGGUCGUGCACAUGGUGGCAUGAAACUCUUUGACUAUAUGGGUACAGAUGAGAGAUUCAGCAAGCUCUUUAACCAGACCGGAUUCACCAUUGCGGUUGUGAAGAAGGCUCUUGAAGUCUAUGAAGGCUUCAAAGGUGUGAACGUAUUGGUUGAUGUUGGAGGAGGAGUUGGUAACACUCUUGGUGUUGUUACUUCUAAGUACCCCAAUAUUAAGGGUAUCAACUUCGAUCUGACAUGUGCCUUGGCACAAGCACCUUCUUACCCUGGGGUGGAACAUGUCGCUGGAGAUAUGUUUGUGGAUGUUCCAAAAGGAGAUGCUAUGAUCUUGAAACGUAUACUUCAUGAUUGGACUGACGAAGACUGCGUAAGAAUUCUUAAAAACUGUUGGAAAUCACUUCCUGAAAAUGGUAAAGUGGUUGUGAUAGAGCUAGUCACUCCUGAUAGUGCUGAGAGUGGAGACAUCAAUUCGAACAUUGCAUUUGACAUGGACAUGUUAAUGUUCACACAAUGUUCCGGUGGGAAAGAGAGGUCAAGAGCUGAGUUUGAAGCUUUAGCCGCGGGAUCGGGAUUCACCCAUUGCAAAUUCGUUUGCCAAGCUUAUCACUGCUGGGUUAUUGAGUUCUGUAAAGAAACUGUUUAAAAUCUACAAUUAUAUUCUUCUGUAAUUGUUAAUUCCAUCUUUGUUUUCAAUUCUUUUCUUAAUAUCAUACUAUAUAUUUAGGUUUGUAUUUAUAAAAUAUCAAAACUAUUGACGUCAUCCGAUCCAAAAGCUUAUCCAGAUUACUUUUUAAUUUUAUACAAUCACAAUAAUAUAAGUUUGUUGGCUGUGUCAAACUCAACACUACAGAUAUAAUCAUGUCACUAAAUGUAGACAAAAAAAAAACAAAUAAUG